Molecule: messenger RNA, 873 nt
Organism: Lasiosphaeria miniovina
Lineage: Eukaryota; Fungi; Ascomycota; Sordariomycetes; Sordariales; Lasiosphaeriaceae
Product: SnoaL-like domain-containing protein
Exons: 3
Coding region: 1-873 (290 amino acids)
Source: RefSeq, a predicted model, not a curated record
AUGGGGCAGGAAUUUGCUGAGCUUAAGGAGCAGGUCCAGGCUCUCUCGAAAGAGCUGUCGCGGGUGGUAGGCAAGUACAAGCACGCCACCGAGUCCGAGGUUCGCAAGACGCACUUCAAGUAUGGUUACUACCUCGACAAGUGCCUCUACAACGAGGUCGUCGACAUGUUCUCAGACCACCCAGACGCCUACGUCGAGUUCCUAGGCUCACGCUACCGCGGCAAGGCGGGCAUCAAGCGGCUGUACCAGGGGCGGUUCCAGCAGACGUUUGUCAAGGGCCGCAACGGCCCCGUGCACGGGUUCCUGCUGGACCACAUCAUGAUGCAGGACAUUGUCGACGUGGACUCGACGGGCACGCACGCGUGGUGCCGCAUGCGGGCGCUGAUGCAGGCGGGCACGCACCAGAGCAUUGAGGAAGCGUACCCGCUGGGCCACCGGCAGUGGUGGGAGGGCGGCCUGUACGAGAACGAGUACAUCAAGGAGGGCGGCGCGUGGAAGCUGUUCCGCUACCGCUACUUUCCCUUCUGGCACGCCGAGUUCGAGCGCGGCUGGAGCCACACCAAGAAGAACUAUAUCCCCUGGCCGAGCAAGACCUUCCCCGAGGACCCCGUCGGCCCGGACGAGAUCAUCGAGCAGAAGAUGCUGUGGCCCGACACGCGCGUCGUGCCCUUUCACUACCCCCACCCCGUCACGGGCAAGCAGAUUGCCAGCGAUGACCUGCGCGCGCCAAAGCACGGUGAAGAUGUCAACUCGGGCGACUUGCCCCUGACGCUGGAGCUGCCCGAGGGACAGAGCCGCCCGGGCGCUACUGCAGAGGAACCGAAGCCGGGCGACAAGGUGCUGCCUGACCUGGUGCAAUUUAAAGCCGAGUAA